GUUAUGAAAGAUCGAUGACGUGAUGUCGUCAUGACGUCGGUGACGUGGCCUGACGGCGGCACGCGGGAAAGUUCAGACUGAGGAGCUGCAGCUUUGCGGUAAAUAUGGCUAUGAGGAAUGCGUCCCGGGUGGAGGCAGGAGGUGAAGAGGAAGAACAUUUUGGGCCACAACCGGUUUCACGUCUGGAGCAAUGUGGCAUCAGCAGCAGCGACAUUAAGAAGCUGGAGGAUGGUGGUUUUCACACCGUGGAGGCUGUAGCCUUUGCGCCAAAGAAAGAGCUGCUGAACAUCAAAGGAAUCAGCGAAGCCAAAGCCGACAAGACUCUGACGGAGGCGGCUAAGAUGGUACCCAUGGGCUUCACCACAGCGACUGAGUUCCACCAGCGCAGAGCUGAGAUCAUCCAGAUCUCCACAGGAUCCAAAGAGCUUGAUAAACUCCUGCAGGGAGGAAUCGAGACGGGAUCCAUCACUGAGAUGUUCGGCGAGUUUCGCACAGGAAAGACGCAGCUGUGUCACACACUGGCCGUUACCUGCCAGGUACCCAUAGAUCAGGGUGGUGGAGAAGGAAAAGCCAUGUACAUCGACACCGAAGGAACCUUCCGUCCAGAGAGACUGCUGGCUGUAAGUGUCAGGUACGGGCUGGUGGGCAGUGAUGUGCUGGAUAACGUGGCGUAUCAUGCCAGAGCCUUCAACACGGACCAUCAAACACAGCUGCUGUAUCAGGCCUCCGCUAUGAUGACUGAGUCCAGAUACGCUCUGCUGAUAGUAGACAGCGCUACUGCACUGUACAGGACAGAUUACUCCGGCCGGGGAGAGCUGUCCGCCCGUCAGGGCCAUCUGGGGCGGUUUCUACGCAUGCUGCUCCGUCUCGCUGAUGAGUUUGGUGUGGCCGUCGUCAUCACUAACCAGGUGGUAGCGCAGGUGGAUGGAGCGGCCAUGUUUUCAGCAGAUCCCAAGAAGCCGAUUGGAGGAAAUAUUCUAGCACACGCCUCGACUACUCGAUUAUACCUGCGAAAGGGUCGAGGAGAGACGCGGAUAUGUAAGAUCUAUGACUCUCCAUGUUUGCCUGAGGCGGAGGCAAUGUUUGCCAUUAAUGCUGAUGGAGUGGGUGACGCUAAAGACUGAAAUGAUACCAACCAGAGAACCUGAGUGCGUGAUAUGAGACCAUCUGCCAGAGAAAAGACUCCUUUGAAAUGUGUAAAUGUGGACACAUAUUGUUUAGUCUGGAAUGAAUCGAAAAGAUUUUGGAAAGAGAAUGAAUCCUUCAGAGUGAAAUUCAUGGUUUAUUUACAUAUAUGCAGAUUGAUGGAUCUGAAUGAUUUGAGCUGGUGUAACUAUUUGCUCUUUACUGUAAUGUCAGCCGCCUCUAUACUAUUUGUUAUUUAUAUAUAUAUUUAUGUCUCUUAUGUUAUAUUUGUUUGUUUUGUCUGGACUGAACCUUUUUCUUGUACAUA
This is a messenger RNA of Sinocyclocheilus rhinocerous, 1453 nucleotides long. RefSeq names its product DNA repair protein RAD51 homolog A-like. Gene Ontology annotation, cellular component: condensed nuclear chromosome. The record is from RefSeq and is a predicted model, not a curated record. NCBI's taxonomy places the organism in Eukaryota, Metazoa, Chordata, Actinopteri, Cypriniformes, Cyprinidae. Gene Ontology annotation, biological process: chromosome organization involved in meiotic cell cycle; mitotic recombination; mitotic recombination-dependent replication fork processing. Gene Ontology annotation, molecular function: ATP-dependent DNA damage sensor activity; ATP binding; single-stranded DNA binding.